GGCGCGGAAAAGCGCGGAUCAAUAUCUUCGAUUCUAAACGAGCACAGCGCUGCUUCCGGCGCGAAAUACGCAUGUGCAACGAAGUCCGAACUCCCUGGUAGCGACAAGAUUUCCUCGAGAAUCUCUUUAUCAUUCCUUCUUGUCAUCCUUUGACAGCCUUUGGCACAGGAUCUUAAAACCAUGUAUUGGACUCUAUUUUUCACAACAGUUGCUGCUGCUCAAGUAACUGUAUAUCUACCAGCUACGAUUAAGGAGGAGCAAUUUCUGACCAACAAUUUGCUUCGUGAAUGGAUCAAUCAAAUGGGAGACGAAUUUGCAGGCAUUGCUGACAUGUACAUGGAAUAUCAGGAUAAACCGAAAGAAAUUCCGGUCGAACUGCCGGCCGACUUUGACGGCAUGGACACAUUGAAUCCUAAUCCCAGCAUUCGCGAUCAAGAGUACUUGCAACACAGCUCGUUGUGGAGUCAUCAGCAUAUAAAUAAUAAUAAAGAACCAAAUGGUAGGCAAAGAAUCAAGCCCGGAAGCAUAAAAAACAUGAAAGAUGAGAAAACUGAAAAUACGCUGCCGACAUAUUGCGCGCCACCGAAUCCUUGCCCCGUUGGAUAUACGAGUGAAAACAACUGCAUCUUAACUUUCGUAAAUACUGCGGAAUUCAGCCGAGAAUACCAAAAUGCGCAAGACUGCAUGUGCGACACAGAACACAUGAUGCACUGUCCUGUUGAUUCUACAAAUAGUAACAGUCUACCAAGCAUGCACAUACCGAGUUCUAACUUCAAUGAAAUCGUUGAUCAAAUUCAAGCAGAAGAAAAUCCGUUUUUCAGAGGUGAGAAGUUACCUAUUGCAGCAAAAAAAGGUAUAAAUGUGAUGUACUAAGGGACGUGAAUUAUUCAUAGAAAAAAGGGUUUUAAAAAACGAACCAAGAAUAUUAAAUUAAAAUAUUUCAAAGUAUAUCGAUCGUAAUCCAUCAUAUCUGUAACCCAUUAGAUAAAUAAUAUGGUUCAUAAAGGUCAGGUGCUAAUUAAGAUUAUAAAUAUUUUAAUAUUGUGCUGUUACUAUGGAUGUAAUGUGAUAACCUAAACCGGAUGAACACAUGAUUUACAUAAUACGAGUUUUUCUCUCAAAACCGAUCAUCAUUGUUCCAAAGAUAAUUAUGUACCUGUAUGAGUACACAAAAAAAUCAUAGAUCAUGUGAACAGUAUGUAUUCAAACAUGAAUUAAAUAACAUCUUACAAAUAUAUUGUUUUUGAAAACUGUAUAGUCUAUGUAGUAUAAAAAGAUAUAUGUUGAAAUUAUAAACAUUUUAAAAACUAUUGUUUUUCUAUGAACGAUAAAUAUUAUUUUCGAGACGAUGUUAAAUUAUAUAUCUCUUAAAAAAUAUACUUCUUAAUCCAUUGUGAAUAACACCAGAUGGUUUUUACCCCUUGUAUUUAAAUGAGAAGAAACUACCCAAAUAACUCGUUUAAGUGUGCUGUAAUUAUUAAUUGUACCUUUACCUUCAUAAGACAAUAUAAUGCCUAUUAACAAUUUCAUUAUUUACAUUAUUCAAAAAUAUAUAUAUAUAUAUAUAUACAUUUUAAAAUAAUGGAUCACAUUUAUUUCACUGCAUACAAAAUAUUUAUAAAUUAUGUACAAAAACUGUCACCCUACUCUUUACAUAUAAUAUUUGUACAACAAUUGCAUAAAACUGUAAUUUUAUACUAAGUUCCUGCUAUGUAUUAGUCAAGCUACAAUUUCUUUG
Nomia melanderi (Alkali bee) is the source of this 1738-nucleotide messenger RNA. RefSeq names its product Secretogranin_V domain-containing protein 7B2 (gene 7B2). Gene Ontology annotation, cellular component: secretory granule. Gene Ontology annotation, biological process: regulation of hormone secretion; neuropeptide signaling pathway. The record is from RefSeq and is a predicted model, not a curated record. Gene Ontology annotation, molecular function: enzyme regulator activity. NCBI's taxonomy places the organism in Eukaryota, Metazoa, Arthropoda, Insecta, Hymenoptera, Halictidae.